AGCAGUGUCCCCCACGAUGUCCAGCGGUCGCGCGAAAACGAUACUGAUCACCUCCGCCUCCGGGCGCACCUCGCUGCAUGUCAUUGCUGCCUUACUGUCCCGCCUUCCCUCCCUUUCCCCCGCUCCGUCCAUACGCCUACUCGUCCACUCCGAAUCAUCUGUAAAGACCGUCACAGAAUCAUUAGCAUCCCUUCCAUUCGGAUCCUCAUCAUUCGUAGCAUCCUUCGUUGUCGCAGACUAUCUUGAUUACUCCUCCUUGCCCCCAGCAUUCAAGAAUGUCGACAUCAUCUUCUACAAUGGCCCGGCGUUCCACCCAAACGAGACAGCCAUGGGCAUCAACGCAGUAAACGCAGCGAAGGAGACUGGAGUAAAGCACUUCGUUUACUGCAGUGUCUUGCAUCCGUAUCUGUCAAAGCUGCUGAACCACAAAGCUAAGCUCGGAGUAGAAGAGUACUUGACUGAAUCUUCCCUACCCUAUACGAUCCUCCAGCCCACUUCCCUCAUGCAAAACUUUCCUCUCCCCAGGCUCCUAGAUUCUCCCCCAUCGGCACCUGUCUUGCUGGACUGCCCCUACUCCCCUACCACCCUCCAGGGCUUCCUCUACCUGCCGGAUCUCGCCGAAAUCGCGGCGAACAUCCUGCUCGACCCCGAGCCUCACGUCUUCGCGUCCUACCCCUUGGUGGGCGAGAACAUCUCUCUGCACUCCGUCGCGGACGUCAUUAAAGAAGAGACAGCUAGACCGGUGCAGUGCCUCACAUUAGACAGGGAGCAAGCGAAGAAGGAGUGGGGCGAGAAGGGGGCGAGGAUGUACGGGGAGGCCCUGAGGGAGUGGUCGGCAGAGGCAUGGGAACGGAUGGUGUGGUAUUACGACAAACGCGGUAUCCCAGGGAAUAGUAACAUCACCCGCUGGCUCCUCGGCCGCGAACCGACGACAUGGAGAAUGUGGCUGAAGAGUCUGCAGUCGGGGUCGUGAUCGAAGAGCAACCAUUUUCUUGAGUUGACAGUUGAAAGUGUAAGACAAUACUCCUCCUGUGUAAAAUCCUGACGCGUCUUGGAUAAUUUGUUGGAUCUGUCUUGAUGCGCCUAGUGCGAC
Gloeophyllum trabeum ATCC 11539 is the source of this 1093-nucleotide messenger RNA. RefSeq names its product NAD P-binding protein. The transcript has 3 exons. Bases 17 to 973 code for a protein of 318 amino acids. The record is from RefSeq and is a predicted model, not a curated record. NCBI's taxonomy places the organism in Eukaryota, Fungi, Basidiomycota, Agaricomycetes, Gloeophyllales, Gloeophyllaceae.